This is a messenger RNA of Schistosoma margrebowiei, 1756 nucleotides long. The record is from the annotation of a GenBank genome assembly. Lineage: Eukaryota; Metazoa; Platyhelminthes; Trematoda; Strigeidida; Schistosomatidae.
AUGUGUAUUACCACUUACUUUACAAUAGGAUUGCAACUUUUCCAUUGUUUCUUAAUGUUGAUUCAUCGAAAAUUUAAUUUACCAACGUCAUUGUACAACAAUUAUCGCUUAUAUUUCAAAUAUAAUGUCUCAAAUCUACAUAAACAAGAUUUUCUAAAUAUUCAAUGCAGAUCUAGUCAUUCAGCUAAAGAAAAGAAUGCUCACUCAAUAGUAUCAUUGGAUAAGACAAAAUGUAAUGAGAAUAAGGCGAUAUGUAAAAAUGUCAAAUUAAUUGGAUGGGUUCAAUCUGUUAGAAAGCAUAAAUCUUGCGUAUUUUGUAAUAUAUCAGAUGGUUCUUCACCUUAUGAUUUGCAAGUUGUCACUUCGCCUAGUGAGAUUACUGACAAGAUAACCGUUGGUUGCGCUUUGUCAGUUGAAGGUGACAUCUAUCAUAUUCCAAAUGUUCUAAAAACAUCUCAAUUGUCAACUGAUAAACCUACUGUUCAAUGUUGUGGAGAAUUACGCGCUAAGAUUGUUAAUAUUUUGGAUACUGAAAAUCAAGCUGGAGAAUUACAACUUGAAAAGUCAAUUAAUAAUGUUUCUCUUCCUUUUAAUCAUAGUGUUCCUACGAUAAAUCAAAUGAUAAGUUCACUCGGUCGGCAUAGUCCACGACCUGAUUUAGGAGUUUUACGCUCAGUUGAAGCAUUAUCUAUGCGUCAUCGACUACCUGAGUUUGGUGCUAUGCUUAGAAUGCGUGCCCAUAUUAAGCGAAUAGUUAGAAAAGUGAUGAGUUCAUGUGACUACUUAGAGGUUGAUACUCCGAUCCUCACUUCAACAGAUUGUGAAGGCACUGGUCAGAUGUUCCAAGUUCAAGCGCCUGCUCCUAAUGAGACUAGGGAAUCCGAUAGUUCAAGUAUAUAUUUAACCGGUAGUGCUCAAAUGCAUUUGGAAUCUCUUGCGCUGGGUUUAAGUAAGGUUUAUACAUUGAAUCCAACAUUUCGAGCUGAGAAUUCAAGUACAAGAUAUCAUCUUGCAGAAUUUUACAUGCUUGAAGCAGAAUCAAUUUACUUAGAUAAUAUUAAUUCAUUAUGUAGAGAAAUUGAAAUGUUAAUUAAAAAGAUAUUAAAUGAAUGUUUAGAAAUUUAUCCUAUCUCAGAAUGUAAUGAACUCAAUGCAUUACAAAAUGAUUUAGUGUUGAUUCGAACAUUCCUUGGAAGUCAAUCUGAAUCUGAUAGCCAUUGCAAAGGUUUUCUAGUUGAUUCUGCUCUCGAGCUAAGAAAUGUUUUAGAAACAAUGCUGAAACAACCGUUUGUUUGCAUUUCAUAUUCUGAAGCCAUAGAGUACUUGAAUAAAGAAAUGGGUACAGCUGAUCUUACUACUUCAAAACCUCGGGAUUUGAACAAAAAAGAGGAGUACAAAAUCCUAGAUUGGGUUGGAGGGAAUCGUCCCGUCUUCAUUACUCAUUUUCCCAUGGAACUUAAACCAUUUUACUGUCAGUCAGUUAAUGGUAUUGAAGCUGAGUGUGCUGAUUUGUUAUUUCCAGGGAUCGGCGAACUAGUUGGCGCCAGCGUUCGUGAGAAUGUUGCUUCUCGUUUACAAACACGCAUGAAGUCCAGUCAGUCGCAGUGGUACAUUAAUUUACGUGGUACUGGUAGUGCUCCCCAUGCUGGUUUUGGUCUCGGCUUCGAGCGUCUUAUGCAAUUUGUUUUGGGGAUAGCUAACAUUCGAGAUGCAAUAGCAUUCCCAAGAAAUACCAAUAAAAUUAUUUUCUAAAAAA